This is a messenger RNA of Angiostrongylus costaricensis, 330 nucleotides long. The record is from the annotation of a GenBank genome assembly. NCBI's taxonomy places the organism in Eukaryota, Metazoa, Nematoda, Chromadorea, Rhabditida, Metastrongylidae.
AUGCUCCUCGUUCCACUGCUUUUUGUCGUCGUCCUUCUGGUCCGCAUUGUCGCUCCGCUCAGGAGCACCCUCUCACCGUCGCGUUUCGACGUCUUCUUGAAUCGAGUCACGAAUUAUACCUUGACCACAGUAGUGCCGAUCCAGAAUGACAUCGUGAUUCAUUUCAAGAAGCAGCCGUAUGUAACUGUCCUCGCCCCACUGACGCUGUACGCAGCAAGCAGAGAAGGACAGUUGCAGCUCGUUGGCGAGCGCCCCAUCAACGAGCUGGUGCUGACGGUUGCGAGCUGUGUCGGCGGCACGCCGAACAACACGGACUGCAAUGCGGUGUAA